GUGGCCCAGUAGCUUGUGGAAGCUGCAGGAGGAGGACCCAGAGAGAGCACUGUGUCUGUCUUGAGAUAUCCUGCCGUGAUGGAGCGGCUGAGAGCCCUUCGAGGUCUCUUUGCUUGUGUGGGCUGCAUGCCCAGACGUACGCGUCGCGGGAGCAGAGGCAGGGUGGCAAGCUCUGCCCCUGCCUGUCCCGUGACGUUGCUGCUGCAGCGCCUGCAAGACAGGGAGGGUGACCGAGCGCAGGCAUACUGCGAGCUGGAGAGCGCCCUGUGGGAAGAGGACAGCCGCCCGCCAUGCGGGGUGGCAAACCGGCUGCUGGCAGAGGUGUCCCAGGACCUGACGGUGGCCCAGGUGAGGGGUCACUCCCGAAGGCAAAGGGAGCCGCCUGCCCGCGCUGGCAUUCUGCCGGCGGACGGCGGUGGCUUAGCCCUUCCCAGGGCCUCAGGCAGUCUCCUGUGCCGCGUGUCACCAGGGACAAUUUUUCAGGGCGCGACAGACAACGUGAGGACAGCUGCCAGCAACGUCCUGGUGGCUCUGGCCCGCUCGCACUUCAGCUUGGUGAUGGCCGAGCUCCAGGGCCACCUGAAGGCCGUGGCGGAGAUGUCCAAGGAGUUUGCGCUCAUCACCCUGAGCAAGCUGUUCAGCAGCUAUGCUCCGCAGUGCAUCACCUUCAUGUGGCUGACACUGGCCGGCCUGCGCUGUGUGGCCGGCCAGGUGAGGAGCGGCCGCACCCUGCGCGUCGCUUGUGCUGUUAUGAAACAAUGGUCAGAAGGAGUCAGGGCUCACUUGUGCUCUGGAAAGCAAUGCCCCUGGCCCGCCACAGAGAAAGAGCAAAUCUGUGAGAAUCUUUACCAGCUCCUCUGCUCUGUGGUGAGGAACUGGUGGGGCUGCGAGGAGGAACAGGACAAACAGGCCGUCGUCGGGGCUGUGGCUGCCAUGAUGGAUCUCCUCCUGCAAGAGGAGCUGCGCCGACAGCACAUCUGGGAGCAGCUCCUCUGGCUUGUGCACCAGUGUCAGGAGGUCCAGGACACCUCCAGGGUGACCAAGAGCCUCGAUAUCUUGGAGGGAGUUCAGUCUGUCAUCCCCAAGGACACCUUGCUGGCCAUCACCAGUGCCGUGUUCUGCGAGCUCUCUGAGGACACCAAACAGCACAGCGAGGCUGAGAGCACGAAGAUGACCCGCUGCAUCCUGCUGCAGGCCCGCAUCUGCCCGGAGGAAACGGUCCUAAUCCUGGCUAAGGAGUAUUUUUUUUACCAAGUCUUCAUUUUAAUAGCUGCUGUAGACCGUCUCUUCUCCAUACCAGUUACGCCAUGCGCUGGUCUGCAAGGGCAGCGGACGUCCGGCAGCACAGCUUGUGGCUGCGCAGGCAUGGGCGUUUCCAUGGGACACCAAGACCCCUGCUGUGGAUACGUUGUGUCUCCUGCAGAAUAUCGUCCAAACACAUGGCUUGCCAAAACAGGUUACUUUGUAGUUCACAGUCAGAGAACUACAGCAAUACCGGGUUCUUCCUAA
This is a messenger RNA of Numida meleagris (helmeted guineafowl), 1509 nucleotides long. Its product is annotated as maestro heat-like repeat-containing protein family member 2A. The record is from RefSeq and is a predicted model, not a curated record. The transcript is spliced from 10 exons. Gene Ontology annotation, cellular component: cytoplasm. The coding region runs from base 79 to 1509 and encodes 476 amino acids. Lineage: Eukaryota; Metazoa; Chordata; Aves; Galliformes; Numididae.